Messenger RNA from Pantherophis guttatus, 3144 nucleotides. Its product is annotated as putative DBH-like monooxygenase protein 2. The record is from RefSeq and is a predicted model, not a curated record. Gene Ontology annotation, molecular function: copper ion binding; dopamine beta-monooxygenase activity. NCBI's taxonomy places the organism in Eukaryota, Metazoa, Chordata, Lepidosauria, Squamata, Colubridae. Gene Ontology annotation, biological process: octopamine biosynthetic process; norepinephrine biosynthetic process; dopamine catabolic process. Gene Ontology annotation, cellular component: secretory granule membrane.
GUACUGAAGGAAAGAUAUGUAUCAAAAGAUAUGAGAGACAACAAAAAAGCACAAUAUACCCCAAAUAUGAACCAUUCAUCUAUGAAAAGCCUGCUGCUCCUCAUGUCUACCUUGUGCCUUUGCUCCAGCCAUCCUGCAAUUUCCCAACUGCGUUUCUCUGUGUUCUUGGAUCCCAAACACCAGAUUUACCUCCGAUGGGACUAUGAUGAUGAACUUGCCUUUAUGAGUUUUGAAUUUCAAGCCCAGUCAACUGGAUGGGUGGCUUUUGGCUUCACCAAUAAUAAGGACAUUCCUGGAGCAGACUUCGUGAUUGGUGGUGUUCUUCCUGAUGGCAACAUCUAUUUCUCGGAUUGGCAUGGUGUGAAUGAGGAUACCAUCUUGGAGGAUGAAAGGCAAGAUUAUGAGCUGCUAUCAUUGACCCAGGAUGCAACGUCUACCACCAUGGCAUUCAGGCGACAGUUCCGGACAUGCGAUGAACAUGACCUGGACAUCACAGGUGACACACAACGCCUCAUGGCUGCAUUUGGAACAAAUGACACAAUUGACUUCUUCAAAGGAAAAAUAAUCCACAAAUCUCUCUUCUUGAUGCUGGUGGUAACUGAAGAGAAACUAAAACGUCCCAGUGUCUAUCAUAUAUACGAUUUGAAAGUAAAUGAUUUUCCUAUCCCAGAGGAUGAUACCACCUAUGCCUGUACCUUUCUCCCUUUACCCAUUGUCAAGACAAAACAUCAUAUUUAUAAGUUUAGCCCCAUGAUAACACCUCGGAAUAUAACACUGGUGCACCACAUCAUAGCAUAUGCUUGUGGCAAUGGAAGCGUGCUUCCCAGUGGAGUCAGUGACUGCUAUGGAGGUGAUCCUGAUUUUUCUCUGUGCUCUCAGAUAAUUGCUGGCUGGGCUGUAGGAGGAGGGUCCUACAUGUUCCCAGAUGAAACUGGAAUCUCCAUAGGGACUCCAAUUGAUCCCCAAUGGAUCCGACUAGAAAUUCAUUACAGCAAUUUUGAUUUCCUUCCAGGCUUAAUUGAUAACUCAGGUCUGAGAAUGUUCUAUACUUCGGAGCUUCGUCCAUAUGACAUGGGGGUGCUACAUACAGGAGUGUUAACUUUUCCUAUCCAUUUCAUCCCACCUCAAGCAGAUUCUUUUAAAUCUUACGGUUUCUGCAAUACUAGUCAUUUUCAUGAGAUCAAUGGGAGUCCAGUGCCAGAUAUGCAUGUCUUUGGUUAUUUACUCCAUACCCACCUAGCUGGAAGGGGAGUGAGAGGUAUCCAAUACCGGAAUGGAAAACAGUUGAGGAUCCUCUGUGAAGACAAUAAAUAUGAUUUCAAUCUUCAGGAAACAAGAGACUUGAUGAAGCCUGUUGUUCUCAAACCAGGAGAUGAAUUCCUGGUGGAGUGCCGCUAUCAAACUACAGAUCGGAAAGAGAUAAUAUUUGGAGGCCCAAGUACCCUGAAUGAAAUGUGCCUGAUAUUCCUCUUCUACUAUCCUCGCAAUAACAUCUCCAACUGCCUAGGACUCCCAGACAUUCAAUAUGUUGCCAAUCAACUUGGCCAGGAGGCAAAUGACCAAGCAGAAGGAAUGAUGGCCAUCAACGCUGUACAAUGGAACAAUGAAACUAUCAAGAAAGCAGAGAACGCAUGCAAGGAAGGACCUCAGAUUGUUACCAUAAAAACCAUUGAUGAGGUGGUGGUAAACGAAACUGGUUUCAUUCGUGAUAUUGACAUUCCUGAACCAGCACCCUGCAAGUUGAGUCCAAGAGAUGCAACUACGACACGUCAACCAGAAGGGCACACCAAGUACAAAGCAAUUCCAGAUGUGGUUUCCAAAGCUGUUGGGACCUCUUAGCCUGCUGUUCAUAGCUUUGGGGUUUGUUAGGCUUCUCAUCUUCUCCCCCACCCCUCCCCCUGGUAUGAGUUAAAAGCCUUGCCAGUUUGUAGCUCCAAGCCCAGUUGUGGAGCUGCUGUUGUCCUUUUCUUUUCUCUGUGGCUGGAUGGCUGGGGGUCUACACCCAACCACUUUUUUUUAUUGUUGUGUAUAUGAAGUUCAAAGCUAAAACAAGCCAGCCAGCACUGAGGAAAGGUCCAAAUCCCGCAUAUCACCUGGAAUUUAGAGAGGACCUAUCCUUCUUUUCAAUUUCAAGCCAAUCCUGCCAUACAGUUCCACUCUGGGAAGAAAUAGGGCAUCCAUCAUGGGGUAAGCAGAGAAUAAGAGCCCAGGGCAAAUGUGGGCAACCAGUGAAUUUUAUAGCAGACUUCCUCAACCUGAUAUCUUCCAAAUAUAUCAUCUGGAUUGAAAUUCCCAGAUUUUCCAGUAAACAUAGCCAAAUUCCUUGUUACCUGGUAGCUUUGAAUAUAUGGAAGAUACCUAGAUAAAAAAGGGAACUCUUAAGUAUUCUCUUGUGUUCAACCAUGUGCCUUGCAUUGAUUGUCUGGGAAGGCAAGCAAAAUGCCCUUAUUGGAAGACGAUUAGAAAGUAGUCUGAGGUAACCCACAGUAAUAACAUCCACAGCUGUAACAAGAAACAAUAUGCACAAGGAAGUGAAGCAGUCAAGUUGGCCCUUGACUUGAGUAAAAAUGAAUUCAUACAUGAACCCAACACAUAGUAUAUUUAAGUAUAUUAAAAUGGAGAAAUGAUUGAUAGAAAUGCAAUAGAAUGUUGAAUCUUAUAAAAUUAGAACACAGUUUUGGGAAUUUUGAUAUGUGAAACAAAGGACUGGAUUUGCCAUUUACUCUAUCAUUAGCAAUUCAAUUCUAUUUUGAAGGUUCCACUAGAAUAAAAGGGUGGAACAAACAUCUAAUAUAAAUAAUAUCUACCCUUAGUGUAUUAAAAACAAAAACAUUUUUUUCCAAAUUCUUUGCAAUAAGAAUGAAAUGACACAAGAGCAUUUCUACUUUUUCAUAGAAUAGCCAACAUCCGAUAUAUUAACAGUUGUAAUGUUAAGAUCUUUAAUGAUAAUUUCUCUGUAAAUGUGAUUAAAAUAAGAUUUACUUUCAUAUUUUAUAUAAUUUUUAUCAUUCAAAAAUUAUAAUAUAAUAUAUUGGGAAUUUUUUAAAUAGAUAGAGGUAUAUUUGGUAUGAAAAUGCUCAUCUGAUUAAAAAUACAGGUGCCUGAUUAUGACAAUCAAACAUAAAUUUUUAUCUGAUUUGUGCA